GAACGUCCGUGAUCAUUGAAGUUCGGAGGAUCCGAAAGAUUCAUUGUGGUUGCCAUAUAGAGACAGCCAGCGGAGAAGGACGGAGCGGUGGCCGUCGCGUGCUUCUAAUAACCUUCCAUAAAUUCGUAUUAUCUAAACUCCCUCGGACCCUUCCAAUAGGCCGCCAUUGAUCGCCCAUCCGGCACUCUUCCGACGUCCUUGCCGCGCGGCGGCCGCGCGGGAAGCGCAUAAAAGCUGCAAGCGGGCCGCGCGAACACACCAGGCAGGUAGCCUGCGCACCUGCGAACGGAGUCAAAGCGAUUGCGUAGACCGGAACGUGGCCGCGCACCAGUGAGAAUCGAGAUCCCGCCUUGUCCAGACCCGCUAUCAACGCGGCAAAACUUCGCGGACGGAAAUAAUAAAAGAGAGGGAGAGAAAGAGAAAGAAAGAGAAAGAGAGAGUUUCGAUGCAUCGAAAGCACGAGUGACUCUCGAUGUGGCUGAAGUUGAAGUGGCGUAAUCGUCGGCGAUGUCAUCUCUACCGAGCACGAUCCUAAGAUAACUGGGACGCUCGAUGGAUGGAAACGGUGAUGCACAAUCGGACGUUUCUAAUUGUUUCGCAGAUAUGUUCAGAUAAUACGGUCUGCGAGGUGUUCCCGAGACCGUAAGUCGAAGCGGAUAUCGCGAUAUCGCUUUGCAACGAAAGCACCCGAAUGAGGAUUGGGAUUAUUGACGAAUGUGUGCUGUCUGUAGGGGUGAGAUCGUAGUUUCGCAGAUAUGUGUUAACUUUUCUUCGUUUGUGUUCGCUUCGACAGAGUCAACGAGCGAAGUGGAACCGCGACGCACGUGGCCGCGCAAUUUCCGCGCGCUUCGCGUUUCAAAUUCGAUCCUUGACGUUGGACCGUCGGAUAUACACCUGCACGACGCGCGUUGACACGCAGGCGUCGCCAACAUGUUGAUCAACAUGUCUCGUGUCACGCGCCUUCACCGAAUUAGUCGAUUAAUUCCAGGAAUGGUUCUUUCAUCAACCUCGUCCUUUAAUCGCACACCACUUGCUUAUUUGCUCUUUUCUACUUUGAAUAUAUAUUACUUUUGAAAUAAGGCUUAUUUCUGUGAGAUAACAUUGAUUUCCGCGAGACAAACUUCCUGUGAGAUAAAUCUUAUUUCCAGAUAAAUUUUUAAGUAUUUUUCUCUUAAUGUGUUAUGUAAUUUCACUCACUAUUUGCACAUUGAUCCGUUCACGCUUUUCACACGACACUUUAUUGUUAGUUUUCUGAUAAAAACAUGCCGCGUGGUCAGUUCGCCGACGCGACAAAAUACAAUAAUGCAUUUGACUGAUACAAUCUUCUACUUUUCCUCAGCGCACGCCGCUAAUAUUCACUCAGAGUGUGAUGUGACAUCGACGUGAUCCAACGGGAGGCUCUCGAUUCACCGUGCAUCGAGGAAGUAUGAUGCUCCGGCAUGGCAGUGAAGUGCGUGGAAGGCCCUUUUGUGUUCAGGCUAAACGAGAACAGCACCGGACCGCUUCUACUUGUACAGGUUUGCACGGAACGCGGAUGGCGGGAGUACGCCGGCGAAAAUAAUGUAUUCAAAGAUCGAUGGAAUUUAUGGUGGCGGUCCGGCGGUUUCUCCACGUCGCAUUACAGGCCAUUACUCCCCUGGCAGUUCGUGAAUCGGAUACCAAAAGGAAAUUCCAUCUGCCGGAAGGAUAAACUGAUACGCCACUUGAAGUGCAUGAAGAAAAUUCACGGUUCAAUUUAUGACUUCAGCCCCGAAGGAUACAACUUGCCUUCCGAAUACACGAGAUUAGCUGAAGAGUGCAGUCGUUACGAAAAGGACGACAAAGUUUGGAUCUGUAAGCCGGUCGGUCAAAGUCAGGGGAGAGGGAUUUUCUUGUUUCGUAAAUUAAGCGAUCUGUCGUACGACAAUGCCGCAGUUGUGCAGAAGUACAUUGAGAAUCCUCUGCUGAUCGGCGGCUACAAAUUCGAUCUUCGCUUGUACGUGUGCGUACCGUCGUAUCGCCCGUUGACGAUCUACCUGUACAAGGAAGGCUUGGCUCGUUUCGCCACCGAGAAAUUUUCCCUGGAACGUUUGGACGAUCCUUUCCGACACCUCACGAAUUUCUCUCUGAACAAAUUGGGACCAGGAUACUCGGAGAAAAAGGAACGCAUUGGUUGCAAAUGGACGUUUCGACAACUAAGAAGAUACUUCGAGCAAUCGGGAUAUUUCGAUUGGAUUCUUUGGCAGAGAAUCUCGUGUCUAGUGACUCUGACGAUCCUGAGUCAAGUGGCAAGCAUUCCCAGAUCCUCGAAUUGUUUCGAAUUUUUCGGUUUCGACGUAUUGAUCGACGAGAAUUUGAAGCCGUGGCUCUUAGAAGUGAAUUUGAGCCCAGCUUUAAGUAACGACUGCGAAGUCGACUCGGAAGUGAAGAAGCCCUUACUGCACGAUCUGUUUGAUCUGUUAGGUCUUCCAGUGUGUAACACCGGACUAUCCCUGUUCACAAUCUGGUCCUCCGAUCGCCACAUCGAGGAUGAGGACGAAGUGUCUUCCAAAUUCGGCCGCUCUACGAAAAAGAAGUCGAGGCUCGGACGAGAAGCCGACGCUUUCCUAAAUCUCUCCCCGGAGACUCGAGCCACGCUGAGACAAUCAACGCCGGAAGUUUGCCCAACUGCCUGGUCUCGUUACAAUUCGCUGUUAAUGGACCGCCGUGGCUUUAAGGGAAGCACGAUCGAGGAUCGUGCAUCGCCACCGAUCUGGGACAACGGCAGAGAUUGGAGAACCCCCUGUGUGAGGGAAGGUGGAUGGAUUCGUAUCUGUCCGUUUAUUCGAACGAAACAUGUGAAAAAUACGGAAUAUGCAAGACCGUCGCCCAGAACGACCGAGAACGAAAUCAAGAAUAUGGUCCUUUGUAUACGAAAGUACUUAAAAGCCGCGAAAGAAGUGCAACACAGGAAUGAAAAGUUGAAGGACGAGCAAUGCAAUAGUCUUCUACAAAACGCGAUCGAACUGGACACGGAAGUUUGGCUGCCAGAGAAGUGAAAGUCUGCACUUUUCCUCGAUCUCGCCCAUAAUUUCCAAAUUUACUCGUCUAUUGUAUUUAUGCUUUUACUCUCAAAUUAUACAGCACUAUUUUAAAAGAUACUUCGAACAAUGUAUACUAUAAUGUAUGCGUCUCUUUUUGUGUUGUGUAUUCCAACGAUCUUUGUUAUGCAUACUUCGUAUAAAUUGCCUUUGAAACCCGUUCCUACUCAUUCUCACUUUUUAACGGUACGACGGUAAUUCAUAUGUACUUUUAUCUUCAAAUUUACCAAUUCAGCUAGACGGAAGAAAUUCUCUUGUUUUCAAGAAACAUUAUCAGGUUUUUGCACAAUUUUAUACAUUUUACACUUUAGUGUUAAGUGUUAAGGAUCGCUUUUCUCGACGGUGAAAAAUUGCACAGCAAAUAAAAAAAUCUUUUUCAAGUUGUACAACUUAACAACAUAUUAUUCAAAGAAUAUUCAAUUCGAAAAAAAAAAACCGUCUGAUGUGCUUAUGACGGUCAUUGUCUGUCUUGUUGAGUUCGUUGUUUGUUAAUAACUCACUCUGACUCGGUAGACAAACAAAAAUUAUAGAUGGACAAAUGCGGACAAUUGAUUCCACUGUGUAAUUUGAAAGUCUACUUUUGAAAGGGUUCAAGUCAAAUAAGAAAAAAAAAAGAGAAAAGUAAAUUUUUUUCUCAAAAGUGAGAAAAAAGUAAAAUAAGUUUCUA
Dinoponera quadriceps is the source of this 3726-nucleotide messenger RNA. Its product is annotated as probable tubulin polyglutamylase TTLL2. Gene Ontology annotation, molecular function: tubulin-glutamic acid ligase activity; tubulin binding. The transcript is spliced from 11 exons. Gene Ontology annotation, cellular component: cilium. Bases 1440 to 3017 code for a protein of 525 amino acids. Gene Ontology annotation, biological process: microtubule cytoskeleton organization; protein polyglutamylation. The record is from RefSeq and is a predicted model, not a curated record. NCBI's taxonomy places the organism in Eukaryota, Metazoa, Arthropoda, Insecta, Hymenoptera, Formicidae.